GCGACCGACGAUGUCGGCGGAGAAACAGGAGACGGCGGCGGAGGUGCGCGUGCUGGGCAGGUGGCCGAGCCCGUUCGUGAUCCGGGUCCUGAUAGCGUUGCGGCUCAAGGGCGUGGAGUACGAGUUCAUGGAGGAGGCCAUCGGCAACAGGAGCGAGCUGCUUCUGGCGUCCAACCCCGUGCACAGGAAGAUCCCCGUGCUCCUGCACCACGGCAGGGCCAUCUCCGAGUCCCUCAUCAUCGUCCAGUACGUCGACGAGGUCUGGGCCUCCCAGGGCCCGGCGAUCCUCCCGUCCGACCCCCACGCACGGGCUGCCGAGCGGUUCUGGAGCCAGUACGUCGACGACAAGUUUCCAACGGCGAUCCGGGUGCUGAGGGGGAAGGUGGCCGGAGACAAGGACGAAGCGGCGGCUCAGGUGGCCGCCGCUCUUGAGCACCUGGAAGAGGCCUUGGUCGGGUGCGGCCGAGGGAAGGGCUACUUCGGCGGCGACAGCCUCGGGUACCUGGACAUCGCUCUGGGUUCCCACGUCGGGUGGGUCAGGGCGGUGGAGAGGAUGGCACAGGUCUGCCUCCUCGACGCGGCCAAGCUUCCUAACCUGGCGGCGUGGACGGAUCGGUUCUGCGCCCACCCGGCCGUGGCGGACGUGAUGCCUGACACGGACAGGUUCGUGGAGUUCAGCGUCAACAACGACGGCGUUCUAAAGGCAGCUCAUACAAAUUCCAAGUGAACGAACUGAAUACUAGUAGUACGUGUUGUUAUAAGGGUUCGAACACCAAAUAUUUCUAUUUGGUCUAUUUAGGGUGGAUCGCGGAUAGAACAGCGGUUAUCCGUUCUUUUGCUGCCCUUGACAAUCCAACUUUAUAUGAUAAUGCAAGAAAUGCUAGCAUUAGCCUGGGACAUAAAAAUCUUAAUGUUGACUCUGUUAUUGA
This is a messenger RNA of Lolium rigidum, 929 nucleotides long. Its product is annotated as glutathione S-transferase U17-like. Gene Ontology annotation, molecular function: glutathione transferase activity. Gene Ontology annotation, biological process: glutathione metabolic process. The transcript has 2 exons. Lineage: Eukaryota; Viridiplantae; Streptophyta; Magnoliopsida; Poales; Poaceae. The record is from RefSeq and is a predicted model, not a curated record. The coding region runs from base 11 to 727 and encodes 238 amino acids. Gene Ontology annotation, cellular component: cytoplasm.